This is a messenger RNA of Pseudomyrmex gracilis, 10943 nucleotides long. RefSeq names its product inositol 1,4,5-trisphosphate receptor (gene Itpr). Gene Ontology annotation, cellular component: membrane; endoplasmic reticulum. Lineage: Eukaryota; Metazoa; Arthropoda; Insecta; Hymenoptera; Formicidae. Gene Ontology annotation, molecular function: inositol 1,4,5 trisphosphate binding; inositol 1,4,5-trisphosphate-gated calcium channel activity. Gene Ontology annotation, biological process: calcium ion transmembrane transport. Bases 648 to 9074 code for a protein of 2808 amino acids. The transcript is spliced from 48 exons. The record is from RefSeq and is a predicted model, not a curated record.
ACCAUCGGGUGGAGUGGGUUUGUUGUUACGUCUUGCGUGUUGACACCGUCAAUUUCGAUCCGCGUAUACGUGCCAGUGACACUUGUCAGUGGCGGCAGCUGUCCGCGCGGAGAGACAUGCGAGGCUGAGAGAGAUACGUAGAUACAUUGCGAUUAGCUUCCGUAAAUCCGUCGCGCCGAUCGUUACCGUUUGAUUUAUCACCACGCGCUUCACGCGUACGCACGCACAUUCUCACGGACACGUAUCAAAAUCGGAGUGUGUACGUGCGCGCACCGAUCACCAGGAGACCGUCAGCAAUCUGCCAACCGGUCCGUUUCUCGCGCGAAGAGAGAAUUUUCGGACUCGAGAAACGGAUGUGCAAGCGGCGUUUUUAACGCGUAAGAACAGACGAAAUCGCGUAUCAUCGCAUCAGGCUGUGCUUUCGCAACAAGAGGAUCCGAUUCAUCUAAAGCCGAGCGACGAGGAGGAGAGUCCACAGCCACCGCCGCGAGGAAAUGAGAAUGGCCAUGAAUAAUUCACUCAGCUAAAGCGGCCAACGUGGAAGUUUCUCCUAUUUGGUCACCGAGAGAGAGAGAGAGAGAGAAAGAGAAAGAAAGAGAGAGAGAGAGAGAAAGGAGAGAGAGCGACUCUAGGACGACGGCAUCGAGAUGGGCGAGCUUUUGGGAUCCGCGAGCUUCCUUCACCUCGGCGAUAUCGUCAGCCUCUACGCCGAGGGAAACGUGUCCGGGUUUCUCUCCACUUUGGGAUUGGUCGACGACAGAUGCGUAGUAUGUCCCGAGGCGGGAGAUUUAACGAAUCCGCCGAAGAAAUUCAGAGAUUGCCUCUUCAAAAUAUGUCCUAUGAAUCGAUAUUCCGCUCAAAAGCAAUUUUGGAAGGCGGCGAAACAGAGCACGAGUUCGGGUACAGACGCUGGGUUGCUCAAAAGACUUCACCAUGCAGCCGAGAUCGAGAAAAAACAAAACGAGACUGAAAACAAGAAACUCUUAGGCAGCGUAGUUUCGUACGGUAACGUCAUACAGUUGCUGCAUCUCAAGUCCAACAAAUACCUGACGGUGAACAAAAGGCUUCCGGCGUUGCUGGAGAAGAACGCGAUGAGAGUUUACCUGGACGCGAACGGCAACGAAGGCUCGUGGCUCUAUAUAACGCCGUUCUACAAGCUGCGGAGCAACGGCGACAGCGUUGUUGUCGGUGACAAAGUGAUCCUGGAACCGGUGAACGCGGGUCGGCAGGGUCUUCAUGUAGCCGCCAAUUACGAGCUGAGCGACAAUCCCGGCUGCAAAGAGGUCAAUGUUGUGAACACGUCCACUUCCUGGAAAGUGACACUUUUUAUGGAGCACCGAGAAAAUCAAGAAGAAAUUCUCAAGGGUGGUGAUGUGGUGCGACUGUUUCACGCCGAGCAGGAGAAGUUCCUGACGAUGGAUGAAUACAAGAAGAAGCAGCAUGUGUUCCUCAGAACGACAGGAAGAACCAGCGCAACCGCGGCUACCAGCAGCAAGGCCUUGUGGGAAGUGGAGGUGGUGCAACACGAUCCGUGCAGAGGAGGCGCCGGCCACUGGAAUUCGCUUUUCAGAUUCAAACAUCUAGCGACCGGUCAGUAUCUCGCUGCUGAGAUUGAUACGGACGAGCCACCAGAACGUGUAAAAGGCAAGCGCGAACCACCUGGACCGGUCUACAGAUUAGUAUCGGUGCCGCACAGCAACGAGAUUAGCUCAUUAUUCGAACUAGAUCCCACAACUCUAACGCGCGGCGAUAGUCUAGUACCGCAAUCGUCCUUUGUUAGGUUACAUCACAUAUGCACGAAUACGUGGGUCCAUUCAACAAGCGUGCCGAUCGAUAAGGAUGAUGAGAAGCCCGUGAUGUCGAAGGUGGGUUGCGCGAUUAGUAAGGAGGAUAAAGAGGCUUUCGCGUUGCGAUCCGUAUCGCCGGUCGAGGUGCGUGAUUUGGAUUUUGCGAAUGACGCUUGUAAAGUAUUGACGGCUAUGAGCAGCAAACUAGAAAAGGGAACUAUCUCGCACAACGAGCGGCGGGCCGUCAUCAGCUUGCUGCAGGACAUCGUGUACUUUAUAGCCGGCUUGGAAAACGAACAGAACAAAUCCGAGGCGUUAGAACUAAUCGUCACUAAUGCCGUGAGGGAUCGUCAGAAAUUAUUGCGCGAGCAAUAUAUUCUUGGCCAGUUGUUCAAAAUAUUGCAGGCUCCAUUCCUGGAAUCCGCGGAAGGCGAAGGACCAUUUCUCAGAAUAGAGGAGCUUAACGAUCCGAGACACGCGCCGUAUAAGUACAUGUUCCGUCUGUGCUAUCGAAUACUCAGGCUCUCUCAGCAGGAUUAUAGGAAGAAUCAGGAAUAUAUUGCCAAACAUUUCGCGUUUAUGCAAAAACAAAUCGGCUACGAUAUUCUAGCGGAGGAUACCAUUACUGCGCUUUUGCACAACAACAGGAAGUUGCUAGAGAAGCAUAUAACAGCUGCCGAAAUAGAAACGUUUGUGGGUCUUGUGAGAAAAAAUAUGCGUAACUGGCAGUCGAGAUUUUUGGAUUAUCUGUCGGAUUUGUGUAUCUCCAACAAGAAGGCAAUAGCCGUAACGCAGGAGUUAAUUUGCAAAAGCGUGCUCAGCGAAAAGAACAAGGACAUUUUGAUAGAAACCAAAAUGGUGAAGACGCAGAUGGAAGUCGAGGAUAUCGAUGAGAAGCAAGAAAAUACCGAACCGAAAACCACAGUCAUAGAGGAGUUCAACGUCAUAUUGGAAUGGCAUAAUGAAUCCAAAUCUUUGAACGAGCUGUCACGAGGAGCGAAAAUGGGAAAUGCUCAGGACGCGGCGAUAUUAGAUUAUUACAGGCAUCAAUUAAAUCUCUUUAGCAACAUGUGCCUGAACAGACAAUAUUUAGCAUUAAAUAAUUUGUCGCCGCAUUUGGACAUCGAUCUUAUACUCAAAUGCAUGGAAGACGAAACGGUCCCGUACGAACUGCGCGCAUCGUUUUGCCGACUUAUGCUGCAUCUUCACGUGGACAGAGACCCGCAGGAACAAGUGACUCCUGUGAAGUACGCGCGUCUUUGGUCGGAAAUCCCAUCGAAAAUGAGUAUAAACGAUUACGAUACAAACAAAAUGCCGGAUGAAAACAAAGAAGCGGUUCGUACCAAAUUUAGUUCGACGAUCACGUUUGUUGAGGAUUAUCUCUGUAACGUGGUUGCAAAAAUGUGGUCUUUCGGAGAUCAAGAGCAGAAUAAACUUACGUUUGAGGUUGUUAAAUUAGCGCGCGAUCUAAUUUACUUCGGAUUCUAUAGCUUUAAUGAUCUGUUGAGCUUAACAAAGACGUUGCUUAGUAUUCUGGAUUGCGUGUCCGAGAACGAAUCGACCGAUGGGAAACUACCUACGGGUGAUAUUGAUUCCGAUACAGUGGAUUCUGAGGAGGCAGCUGAAGGAGGCAUUCUCAGAUGCAUCGGCGACAUGGGUGCUGUGAUGACGAGUUUAACAUUAGGACCGGCCGGUCAAGUGCUACCAAGCUCCUCUCCAAGACCAAAGCCACUAAUGAAAAAGGAAUAUCCCUUGGUGAUGGACACCAAGCUUAAAAUAAUCGAAAUUCUUCAGUUCAUUUUAGACGUUCGAUUGGACUAUAGAAUUUCUUGUCUCUUGAGCAUAUUCAAACGCGAAUUCGAUGAGACAGCGUCAACGGCUUCUGAGAAAACUGGAGAUGUAACUCUAGGACAAAAGACCAUUGAUUUAGAAUCAAUUGGCGCGCAAGCAGAAGGAAUAUUCGGCAGCAGCGAGGAAUGUGCAGCGCUCGAUUUAGACGGUCAAGGUGGUAGAACAUUUUUGCGCGUUUUACUGCAUUUGGCAAUGCACGAUUAUCCUCCAUUGGUCUCUGGAUCUUUGCAUUUGUUAUUUAGACACUUUAGUCAAAGACAAGAAGUUCUGCAGGCGUUUAAACAGGUGCAGCUUUUAGUUUCUGAUAGCGACGUAGAGUCUUACAAACAGAUAAAAGCGGACUUGGAUGUUUUGCGUCAGUCCGUCGAGAAGUCCGAGCUGUGGGUGUACAAGUCCAAAGCGACAGAGGAACAUGGUAACAAAAAGAAAAAAAGUAAAGAAGAGGAGGACGAAGCGCCUCGCAAAGCGCCUCCCUUAUCUAUAUCGGAUAAACAAGGUUCUGCUAUCGAUCUGGAUAUCGGACCGCCAUUACACGCCGAUCAAGCUGAAGAAUAUAGAAAAAUUCAGCAGAUACUAAUAAGAAUGAACAAACUAUGCAUUCAAACUCUACCGGGUGGCCAGGUGAAGGCACGCAAACAUGAACAAAGACUUUUGCGAAAUGUCGGGGUACACACUGUGGUGUUAGAUCUGUUGCAAGUUCCAUUCGACGCCAAGGAAGACGUCAGGAUGAACGAAUUGAUGCGUUUGGCGCACGAUUUUUUACAAAACUUUUGUCUGUCCAAUCAACAGAAUCAGAUUCUUCUGCACAAGCAAUUGGAUCUCUUCUUGAAUCCCGGUAUAAGAGAAGCGCAGACAGUGUGCAGUAUAUUUCAGGACAAUUCCAUUCUGUGCAAUGAGGUCAGUGCGAAGGUCAUACAGCACUUUGUACAUUGCAUAGAGACGCACGGAAAGCACGUGCAGUAUUUGAAGUUUCUGCAAACUAUAGUAAAAGCUGAAAAUCAGUUCAUCAGAAAGUGUCAAGAAAUGGUGAUGCAAGAGUUAGUUCAAGCAGGAGAAGAUGUUUUGAUUUUUUACAAUGAUAGGUCUUCCUUCAAUCAUUUCGUAGAAAUGAUGCGAUCUGAAAGACAUCGAAUGGAUGAAAGCAGUCCUCUUCAAUAUCACGUAGAAUUGGUGAAACUUCUAGCUUGUUGUACGAUGGGCAAAAACGUAAACACUGAAAUUAAAUGUCACAGUCUCUUGCCACUGGAUGAUAUUGUGGCUGUCGUAUCGCAUCCGGACUGCAUACCAGAAGUCAAGGAAGCAUAUAUCAAUUUUCUCAAUCACUGUUACAUUGAUACGGAAGUAGAGAUGAAGGAGAUUUAUACUUCUCAUCAUAUGUGGUCUUUAUUCGAAAAGUCUUUUAUAGUUGAUAUGGGUUUAAUUGCUUCGUCCACUCAUGAUCGGGAACACGCGGACACAGCUUUGGAGACUUACGUGACGAGUUGUUUAAUGAACAUCAUAUCUACGUUUUUCAGCAGUCCGUUUUCCGAUCAGAGCACGACCGUACAGAAACAUCUGCACGAGGCUAGACUGUAUUGGAACAUCAAGGAGUGCGAUCGGAAUACAGAUAAUAAUCUUUCUGGCGAUACAAGGCAACCUAUAUUUGUUCAGUUGCUUCAUGCAGCUUUUAAAGUAUCUCAGUGUACAUGGUUAAAUGCCGGACAGAGAUUUAACGUCGAAAAUUGUAUACGGACAUUGUCAGAUGUAGCUAAAGGAAGAGGCAUUGCCAUACCGACUGAUCUGGAAUGCCAAGUUGCUUCCAUGUUCAAUAAAGCAGCUAUGCUCAGUAGACAGACCAGCAAGUGGUUGCAGGCUGCUAAGCAACCAAAGAUUGAACGUAGCCAAAGCCAGAGUGACCUACUUUAUACUGAGGAAGGCUCUGACAAUGAGCUGAUGCGUCUCGACCGAAGUAUUAUAGAAGGUCUACAGGACAUAGUCUCUCUCUUGGAGGAACAGUUAAAACCUUUAGUGCAGUCCGAGUUAUCCUUGUUAGUGGACAUUCUCUACCGGCCCGAAUUGCUGUUUCCUGCAGCAACUGACGCCCGAAAGAGAUGUGAAAAUGGUGGUUUUAUCAAGAGAUUAAUCAAACACACCGAGAAAUUGUUAGAAGAGACGGAAGAGAAAUUAUGCGUAAAAGUUUUAAGGACACUUAGGGAAAUGAUGGCUAUCGAUCCUGAAUAUGGAGAAAAGAACGAAGUUAUCUCGGAAGAGAAGGAGUCAGAAACGAUGGGCGAGUCACGGGUUGGAACAGAUUCCAAUGAUCAGUCUGAGAAUCGACAAAUGAUUCAGCAAGAUCCGGGGAACGCACUGAGAAACAAUCUUCUGACGCGUUACUUCGGCAAAAGUUUCAUGCAGAAACCGGAGAAUGUUGACAUUGGCGUGUCCCGUAGCGCGACUGUCACUCAUGGUCCAGGAGCGAAGAUAUUGAGUCGUGCUGGCAGAACGUUGCACGAUGUACAGACGCAUCUGGAUCGCGAAGGUGCUUCGGAUUUGGUGGUCGAAUUGGUGAUUAAGAGCGUACAUUCGCCAAGUAUAUUUGUCGAAGCCGUCGAGUUAGGUAUAGCGUUGUUGGAAGGUGGAAAUCCUAUUAUACAGAAAAGUAUAUUCAAUAAAUUAAUGAGUGGCGACUUGAGCCAGGCGUUCUUCAAGGUGUUUUACAAUAAAAUGGACGAAUCUCGGCAAGAAAUUAAAGCUACCGUGACGGUGAAUACAUCCGACAUGGCAGCCAAAGUGCACGAAGACAAGGAAGGCAAGGAUGUGGACAAAAUGUCGCGAAAACGUGGAUCAAUAAAACCUAAUGGAAUGGUAAUAACUGACGAAAUUCGCGAAGAGUUAAAUCAGGCGUCUAACGGACAGGCGUACGUAAACAUGAGAAACGGUGUCGCACCGGGUGAGGACAUGGCGAACAACGUGAAUCUCGGAGCGUUAGACGAUUUAAGUGAAAAAUUAGAUAAGAAUAAAAGCGGCACUGCUUCCGCUGAGAAGGACGAGGGACAGUUGAGCUCAAAAGUUUUAGUUAUGCAGCCAAUUUUGCGUUUUUUGCAAUUGCUCUGCGAAAAUCACAACAGAGAAUUACAGAAUUUCUUACGAAAUCAAAACAACAAAACAAAUUACAACUUGGUGUCGGAGACACUCAUGUUUCUGGAUUGCAUAUGCGGCUCGACCACCGGUGGAUUGGGUCUUCUUGGUCUGUACAUCAACGAGUACAAUGUAGCGCUGAUCAAUCAAACUUUGGAAACGUUGACAGAAUACUGUCAAGGUCCGUGUCACGAUAAUCAAAACUGCAUCGCUACGCACGAGUCCAAUGGUUUAGAUAUUAUAACAGCGUUGAUACUGAACGAUAUCAAUCCUCUGGGCAAAACCAGAAUGGAUUUAGUACUGGAGUUAAAGAAUAACGCCAGUAAAUUAUUGUUGGCCAUUAUGGAGAGCAGAGGUGACAGCGAGAACGCCGAAAGAAUUAUGUACAAUAUGAAUCCGAAACAACUCGUGGAUGUGGCAUGUAAGGCUUUCCAUCAGGAAUCGAAUCAGGAUGUCAGUGAUGUCGACGAUUCUUCGACCAUCGGAGAGGAAGGAGUGUCGCCUAAAGAAGUCGGACAUAACAUUUAUAUUCUGUGCCAUCAAUUAGCGCAACACAAUAAAGAACUGGCGACGAUGCUGAGACCAUCUGAACAGAAUAACGCCGAUCCGAAAAUUAAUAAAGCCCUGCAAUAUUAUGCAUCUCAUACAGCUCAAAUAGAAAUUGUCAGACAUGAUAGAACACUAGAACAAAUUGUGUUUCCGAUCCCGGAGAUUUGCGAACUUAUAACUGUGGACACAAAAAUAAGAGUGUUGAACACGACCGAACGGGACGACCAAGGAUCAAAAGUUUCCGAUUUCUUCGAAAGGACGGAAGAUAUGUUUAACGAAAUGAAAUGGCAGAAGAAGCUUAGAGGACAACCGAUGUUGUUCUGGAUGAGCAGUUAUAUGUCACUAUGGAGUAACAUUUUAUUCAAUUGUGUCGUUCUUAUCAAUCUUAUUGUAGCGUUUUUCUAUCCGUUUGUAGAUUCUGCGUUUGAGCUCAAGUAUCACUUGUCAGCUCUAAUUUGGGCCGUCAUGAUUAUAUCCGCCAUUAUUGUUGUUACUUUGCCAAGAGAAUCCGGUAUACGCACGUUAGUCGCGUCAACGAUAUUACGAAUGAUUUUCUCUGUAGGUCCAGAACCGACGUUGUGGUUACUCGGUUUUGUUACGAUCAUACUAAAAGUUGUACAUCUCAUAAGUAUUAUAGGAAAUCAGGGUACUAUGACUAAAAAUGUAGAACAAAUAAUAACAAAUAUCGAACUUUUGUAUCACAUGAUGUAUCUAAUGUUUUGUGUUCUUGGAAUUUUUAUGCAUCCGUUUUUCUACUCGGUUUUACUUUUCGACGUUGUUUACCGCGAGGAGACUUUGCUCAAUGUAAUAAAAUCGGUGACCCGAAACGGAAGAUCCAUUAUACUCACUGCUGUGCUAGCUUUGAUUUUAGUCUACUUGUUUUCCAUUAUCGGAUAUAUGUUCUUUAAGGACGAUUUUCUCGUGCCGGUCGAUGAGGAAAUCAUAUCGUCUGUUGAACAGCAGAUUGCGGAUGCUUGCAGUAUUAGUGACAAGGAAAAGUGUGAAGCAACAGAGACAUUGUCACAGUACGCUCGCGAAAUGAUUGAACAACAAAAGAGAAAAACCGAGUUGGUCAAUGUCGGUGGAGAGAUGAAGGAACGAGCUUGCGACUCUCUUGUUAUGUGCAUUGUUACUACGUUAAAUCAGGGAUUGAGAAAUGGCGGUGGAAUUGGAGAUAUUUUACGAGCACCUGCCAGUAUUGAACCUCUGUUUGUUGCAAGAGUAGUAUACGAUUUGCUAUUCUUCUUCAUUGUCAUAAUUAUCGUUCUGAAUCUUAUCUUUGGUGUUAUUAUCGACACAUUCGCUGAUCUUCGAUCGGAAAAGCAACAAAAGGAAUUGAUUUUGAAAAAUACUUGCUUCAUCUGUGGUCUAAAUAGAUCAGCUUUCGACAACAAGACAGUUUCCUUCGAGGAACAUAUAAAACACGAACAUAAUAUGUGGCAUUAUCUCUACUUCAUUGUUCUGGUGAAAGUGAAAGACCCGACGGAAUUCACUGGACCGGAGUCAUACGUUUACGCCAUGGUUAAGGAUCGUAAUCUGGAAUGGUUCCCGAGAUUGCGGGCCAAAUCGUUAGCGGCGGACGAAGGCGAAGGGGAACAGGUGGAAUUACGAAGUUUGCAAUCACAAUUAGAAUCUACGCAGCAAUUAGUUAAAUGUUUGUCCCAGCAACUCACGGAGCUUCGUGAUCAGAUGACGGAGCAAAGGAAGCAGAAACAACGGCUGGGCCUCCUGAAUUCUGCUUCUGCAGUCCUACACAAUGUACCCACGUAAACCUAAGACGCGUAUUUCGUAGUUUCUUCGUUAUUCCGAAUGAAUCUCAGUUUGAUACUCCGAGAUAGUAUGUAAUGAUAAUAUUUGUGUGUUCUUAAUAGGCAUUUAAAGACACGGGAAUAGACACUGAACCCGGAUAACCCGGCGCGUUUUUACGGUUUUUGUUCCUAAUUAUAAUGAAAGUAAAGUACACUUAGGGCAUUAUAACAUAUAUUAUCAUUGUUUUUUUAUUAGAAGGGCUUUCAAUCCUGCGUAUCGGUCAAUCAUCGAGGAACCAAUAUACCGUAAAUAUUAUACUUUGUUUACUAGUGUAUAAAAUUCUUAUUAAACGUAUAUAUAGAAGUUAAGCGUAUGUAUCUAACUGAUUGCAAAGAAAGAGAGAAAUAGAACAGAUAUAAAUUACUUAGAACACUUCUCCACAUCUACUGAAAUAUGGUAAUAUUCCACUGUCUUUUAGGAUAAUUUCUUUUUUAUGUGAUCAGAGUUCGUUUAUAAUAUAUAUCUUAUAGUUUCGCUUUAACAUAAUAUAUAUAUAUCCACAUUGAAGUGUGUACAUCAAACAAAGAUUAUAGUAUCAGCUGUUUUAUAACAGUUAAGAAUUUUUUAUUUUAUAUUAUCGAAGAUAUGGUUGUGUUGCACAUUUCAUUUGUUUUUAUAAAACUGUUUUUAAAAUCUAAGAAGAGAUAUAUAUUCAAACUGCAUUUGUAAAUUUGUACAGAAGAGAUUUUCUGUGUUAUACAUUGUUUAAUUAACAUGUAUAUAAAUAUACAUGUAUGUAUAUAGAUUAUAUAUCUGUUCAUAAUUCAUGAAAAAAUUUUCUAUCAUUGUGUCAUGUUGUUCCCGAUUAUACAACCAAUUAGUAUUUGUUCUAUAUAUGUGAAUAUGUGUUAAUGAAACGUUAUACAAAAUAUGUACGUUGUUAAUGAAAUUACAUAAUAUUUUGUAAUGAUGUGCUCAAGGUUUUUCUUAAUUUCAUAAAAGAAAAAUAUAUUGUUGAAGUUUGUAUCAUUAGAUAUUUCUAGUGAAACAAUUGUUAAUGAUAAUUUAACAGCGCGAUAUUACCACUUGACAGAGAGAGCAAAAUUAGGGAACAAUCGAUUUUAUCGCACACAAUAUACAUAUAUAGGAAAAGGUGUUUUGAAACUUCAGAUAUUACGACGGACUUUUAGCACGUUGAUGUCCAAUUGUCAUUCGUUGUUAAUAUAUUGAUGAACAUAUAUAUAGUUGAAAAUACUAUAAAGUUUUAUCAAACUGUGUUAUAUUAUGAGAUGUAGGUGCAUUUUACCUGAACACUGCGUGCCACAACUAUGUUAUUACGGAGUUUUAAGAGUUUAUUGAUAUUUUUAAAGUUCAUGAUUUUUAAAGUUUUACGUCUGUAUACGAAUAUAUAUAUGUAUAUGAAACGUUAUACGAAAUUAUUAUGAACGUUAUAAACGUUAUACACAAAUUAUAUACAUAUAUAUGUUAUGUACUAUAUAUACAUAUAUCUAUUCCUUUCUAAUGUAAUAUCGAGUAUAUAACGUAAUGUAUAUAUAUAUUAUUAGAUACCAUAGUGUCGCGUCUUAGAAAUGAAACGAUGUCACUUAAGAGCAUAUCACUUUUUAUGCUGCCAUAUGCAUCGUUGAUUAUUAUUAUUGAUCACAUAUUGUUAUCAAUCUCCUCAUAUUCUCUUUUCUUUAUGUCAGAUAUACCAGAAAUGUUAUGUACUUUUAAGAUCUUCGAAUGAGAACUUAACUUGUGAGAUAUAUAUAUAUGUUAUUUCUAAUAUCUGGACGUACGGUCUUAUUAUAUAAAUAUUGUAGUUAUACUGGAUGUAGAUUGCGUUCUUAUAUAUACUUACUUGUGAAUAAAUUAUGUUUUUUUAACUAA